Messenger RNA from Pseudozyma flocculosa PF-1, 1539 nucleotides. RefSeq lists its product as uncharacterized. Lineage: Eukaryota; Fungi; Basidiomycota; Ustilaginomycetes; Ustilaginales; Ustilaginaceae. The coding region runs from base 1 to 1539 and encodes 512 amino acids. The record is from RefSeq and is a predicted model, not a curated record. The transcript has 2 exons. Gene Ontology annotation, molecular function: amino acid transmembrane transporter activity. Gene Ontology annotation, cellular component: membrane. Gene Ontology annotation, biological process: amino acid transmembrane transport.
AUGAUUGCCCUCGGCGGCUCCAUCGGCACGGGCCUGACGAUUGGCACCGGCGGCGGUCUGGCCACGUCGGGCCCCGUCUCGCUCACCCUGGGCUUCCUGUUCAUGGGCAUCAUUUGCUACGCCGUCAUGGCCGCCCUGGCCGAGAUGGGCACCUACAUGCCCCACGACCGCGGCUUCCCCGGCUACGCCACCCAGUUUGUCUCGCCCGAGCUCGGCUUCGCCGUCGGCUGGGCCUACUACCUCAAGUACACCCUCGCCCAGGCCAACAACCUCAACGCCGCCGCCUACAUCAUCGAGUUCUGGUCGCCGGGCGUCAACGGCGGCGUGUGGAUCGCCAUCUGCCUCUGCCUCAUGGUCACGAUCAACUACUUUGGCGCAAAGUCGUUUGGACGCGUCGAGUACCUCCUCGGCUGGGUCAAGGUGGCCACCAUGGCCAUGCUCAUCUGCAUCAACAUCGUCCUCUUCUUUGGCGGAGGCCCCACCCACGACCGCAUCGGCUUCAGGAACUGGACCAACGGCACCGCCUUCCUCGAGUUCAAGGCAAAGGGCGCGGCGGGACGCUUCUUGGGAUUCUGGCAGGCGUUGGGCUCGGGCCUGUACGCCUACAUGGGCACCGAGCUCUUGAGCAUCGCCGUCGGAGAGGCCGCCAACCCGCGCAAGGCGGUCCCCAGCGCCAUCAAGAAGACGGUGUUCCGCAUCACGUUCUUCUACAUCUUCAACGUCGCCCUGCUCGGCCUCGUCGUGCCGGCGCGCGACCCGCUGCUGCGCGCCGCCAACAAGGCCAAGCUGUCGGCGACGGCCUCGCCCUUUGUCGUCGCCCUCGAGAUUGCCAAGAUCAAGGGGCUGCCGCACCUCCUCAACGCCCUCUUUCUCUUUUUCGUCGUCUCGGCCGCCAUCUCGGACCAGUACAUCGCCAUCCGCACCCUCUACUCGCUCUCGGCCACGGGCCAGGCGCCGGCCGUGUUUAGCCGCACCAACCGCCGCGGCAUGCCCAUGUGGUCGCUCCUCGCCUCGUCGCUCAUCAGCUGCGUCGCCUUUAUCAAUGUCGCCUCGGGCGGCGCAAAGCUGUUCAAGUACUUUGUCAGCUCCCUCACCAUCAUCGCGGCGCUGGCCUGGAUCUCGAUCCUGACGACCUACCUGCGCUUCCACCACUGCCUGCGCGUCCAGAAUCCCUACCUCUCCUGGGUCGCCCUCUCCGUCACGGCCCUCGUCAUGAUCUCGAGGGGCUGGGUCGCCUUUGUGCCCUGGGACCACGUCACCUUCAUCCUCACCUACAUUGGCCUGGCGUGGUUCCUGGUCAUGCUCGUCGCCUACAAGCUCGUGAUGCGCUCCAAGAUUGUCCCCGCCCGCCUCGUCGACCUCACCCCGCCCGAGCUCAUCGACGACUACGCCCAAGACGACGACGACAACGGGGCUGGCCAGGACGGCGGCGCCGGCCGUGCCUUGACCCGCGCCCUCCCCGCAAAGGCCGCUACGCUUGCACGCCGCGUCCUCCACCGCAAGGGCCAAGGCGAAAAGACGGACCCGGCGGUCCUCUAG